AUGGCUUAUGCCCCCGAGGAGUUUGAACCGGGCGCAAAUCCUAUGAUCCGUGAGCUUUUUAGCUCCGGAAGGGAGCCGCCGCACUGGGAGCCUCUGUACCGCCAGGCCUGCGCUUUUGGUCCUGAAAUUUUCGCACAGCGCAUGGUCACCUUUAUCCGCAACCCCAAUCUGAAUACGACGUGGCUAUUCCGCGGCGACAUUCUCUUUGAUGACAACCCAGGAGACGGGGAAGCAGCGCAGCAGCCGGGGGCGCCAGAAUUGGUUGUCGAGUAUGACGCGGGCUGGCCGGAGCGCCGAGUCGUUGCGGGGAUGACGAGGACAAGGACCAUGGUACGCAAGUUGAUUCCGCGAAAUCAGCUGCGCGAUGCUCCCAUGAAUCAGACGUGCGAAUUUCAUUCAGAUGAUGGAAAGCGAGACACUGCGGCCGCCAGUCCUGGCAAGGUGUCGACGUUGGUCAUUUAUGUUCCGCACGCCCAGUCUGUCGAAACGAUGCCGUUCUAUCACCCCAAAGUCCAAGCGAUCGCGCACCUCCAUGAAUGGGACGCCACCGUGAACCAGGGCGCCGUAUCUGUCCACUUUCAACCAUUUCCUUGCGACAUGCCUCUCAAGGACGAAAAGUUGCGGCGUGUGGGCUAUCACCUCCUCGAAAGGCUCUAUAAGCACGGCCACAGCGAGCUGCGCGGCUACACCAAGCGCGUGCACCACGACGCCGUGAUCCCGCAGCCUCGGUUUCAGGAUCGCUACUCGGCGCUCAAGGACAAGUAUGCGCGGUCUUUGAUGACGUCGUGGGCGGAGAACACGGACCCAAAUAAGCACGUCUUUGAGGAUCUCGGCAUCGCUGCGUUUCUGAUGGAGCUAUGGGCGGACAUGUAUGGAAAAAACGGGGCCAAGUUUCCAGGCUUUGUCGAUAUUGGCUGUGGAAAUGGCCUGCUUGUAUACAUUUUGAAUCAAGAGGGCUAUUCUGGCUGGGGUUUUGAUGCGCGGGCGCGCAAGUCCUGGUCGCAGUACAACACGUCGCCGUGCGCCCCCUCGCCAACCGGCUCAUCACUAGCUGAAAGAUGCUUGAUGCCCAGCGUUGUGCCCAGACCCGAGCACGAAACAGCAAUCGAUGUCAAUCUUAUCCACGAUGGACUGUUCGCAAAGGGCACAUUUAUCAUCUCCAACCACGCAGACGAGCUGACGCCUUGGACGCCCAUCCUAGGUGCCCUCUCCGACUGCCCGUGGAUCUCGAUCCCGUGCUGCAGCCACGAUCUGACGGGCGCCAAGUUUCGCGCGCCGCCGCCGCGGGACAAGACCAAGCCCAAGUCGACGUACGCGUCGCUGGUGGACUGGGUGGCGCAGAUUGCCGAGGACUGCGGCUGGCGCGUCGAGACGGAGAUGCUGCGGAUUCCCAGCACGCGCAACACGGGCCUCUUGGGGCGCACGCGGACAAACACCGGAAGCGAGGUCGAUGUUGCGAGCGUGCUGGCAAAGUACGGCGGCGUCGCGGGGUAUUACUCGAGCAUUGCCAAGCUGGUCAAGACGGGCCCAAGAUCACAUUAG
Messenger RNA from Beauveria bassiana ARSEF 2860, 1542 nucleotides. Its product is annotated as AdoMet-dependent methyltransferase, Putative. Bases 1 to 1542 code for a protein of 513 amino acids. Gene Ontology annotation, biological process: tRNA methylation. NCBI's taxonomy places the organism in Eukaryota, Fungi, Ascomycota, Sordariomycetes, Hypocreales, Cordycipitaceae. Gene Ontology annotation, molecular function: tRNA (uridine) methyltransferase activity. The transcript has a single exon. The record is from RefSeq and is a predicted model, not a curated record.